Messenger RNA from Durio zibethinus, 3649 nucleotides. NCBI's taxonomy places the organism in Eukaryota, Viridiplantae, Streptophyta, Magnoliopsida, Malvales, Malvaceae. The record is from RefSeq and is a predicted model, not a curated record.
AUAUUUCCUAUUUAGAUUAAUUAAGUUGAUGGAGGAUUGUUGGCUUUGGCACCAUACAAAUGGAACGGAAUGUUCAUUUCCAAAUUGGGAUGUGUAGUGUUAACACAUUUGUAUUUAGAUGGUUUGAGGUUCGAUUGGAUUUGGAAGCUUACUGCACCAACCAAAUGGAUUCAGUUCGUGUGGCUAGCUGGGGGAGAUAAACUGCUUACUAAUCACCUUAGUUGUGGAGCUUGUGUAGUAUGUGGAACUUAAGAGGAAAGCAUGUUGCAUAUAUGUUAAGUGUGGUGAGGCUAGCAAGGUGUGGAAAUUUAUAGAGGCAAUGCAAUUUCGGAUUGAUUUUUUUUAUUGUGUUAAUUUGAAAAUUUUAGAUGUGGUGUCUAAUAUCAUGAUAGGUGCGCAGGAAGCUUUGGGCAGCUGCCAAGGGCUAAUGUUUGGUUCGAUGGAGUCCUCUAAAUGUCGAUAUGGUGAAGAUGAAUACAGGUGGGGCCUCUCGUGGAGGUUUAAUUCAUUCACAUACCGAUGCUUGGUUAGUGGGAUGAGUGAUUGUAUUGCAUGUGAUGAGAUUUGAUUUUAUUGUCGCUUGGGAAGAAAGUGAUUUUGGAGUUAUUUUACUCUUUACGGCUUACACUGUAGUUAGUGCUGGUGGUGGAAGAAAAGAAAAAGUAAACAACCUCGAUUCCAUCGAAAGAAGAUACGAGUCCAUAAUAUUCAAAAAUUAAGUUAGUCUUUGUUUCAAAAGUCACCCAAAAAGCAGUUUUUUCCGCCGUCUUUUCUUUACUCUCUCAAACGCAGCUCUACUCAUCAGAGCUACUUACCUCUCCUCUUCUGCCGCAGCUGAAAUGUUUCUACCUUCGCCCGAUCAUCUGGAUUUUCAAGGUAAGGGCUUCAGAUUCGGCUCUGCUUUACUUGUGGUUCUUGUUCUGGGUUUUGCAUAUAGUGGGUUUUCGGAUGAGUUCCCAAUGGUAUCCGUACCUCUUGGGUUUGAGAUUUUUGGGUCUGAUAGAAGCAGGACUUGGGUCUCCCAAAAUGGGUUUUUUGCAUUUGGGUUCUUGGAGGAUUACCAAAGAGCUGAUAAUAUUGAUGGCUUUGUUGUUGGAAUUAGGUAUAACUUAGGAGUUAAAGCUGCAAAUUUGCCUGUCUGGACUGUUGGUGGGGGUGUUAGGGUAUCUGAAAACUCCACAGUAAGGCUUUCCUUGGAUGGGAGGCUGAUUUUGUAUGAUAAUCCUAGUGGUUUAAUUGUUUGGAGUAGUAAUACUUCUAGUUUGGGUGUUAAGAAAGCUACCCUUUUGAAUAACGGGAACCUUGUUCUCAUGGAUUUGGAUGAUAAUGUGGUUUGGGAGAGUUUUGAUAGCCCAACUACUACUCUUCUUCCAGGCCAGUCUUUACAUUUCCCUCAAACCUUGAGGGCCCCUUCCACAAAAUCUGUAUCUAGUUACUAUAAUUUUGUUAUUCGGUACUCAGGAGAGCUUGCCCUUGUAUGGGAAGCCAAUGUCACGUAUUGGCGGGUUCAUUUGAGCUCCAAUGAUGUUAUUAAGGAAGCUGAAUUUGAUUCUAAUGGUGCUUUUGGGCUAAUUGAUGAUAAAAGUAGAAGGGUUUGGUCAAUAACAAGUAAGGACUUUGAAGACCGCUCUGCGGUUUUGAGGCAUCUUAGGAUUGAUUCUGACGGUAACCUGAGAAUAUACUCAUGGCUUAAUUCGCUUCGUGUUUGGAGAGUAGAAUGGCAGGCAGUUGAGAACCAGUGCAACGUUUUCGGUUCUUGUGGUUUGUACAGCAUUUGUGGCUUCAAUUCAACCGGACCUAUUUGUGAUUGUCUGUAUCAGGAUUCGGUUACUUGGGGAUCCGACCUUCCCUUGGUAGAUUCAAGUGGUUCUGGAUGCAGGAAAAUGGCUGAUUUGGAUAACUGUAAGAUGAAGACUAGCAUGUUAACCCUGAGAAGGACAGUUUUGUAUGGCCUUUAUCCCCCUCAAGAUGUUGAUAUGAUGCUAAGUGAGGCAGCUUGUAAAGAGUAUUGCUCCAAUGAUACCAGUUGUGUGGCAGUCACUUCAAAAAAUGAUGGUUCGGGAGUUUGUACGGUUAAAAGAACAAGCUUUGUAAGUGGCUAUAGGAGCCCAUCUAUUCCUGCAACUUCCUUCUUGAAGGUGUGUUUGGUUCCUCAGGCAGUUUUAGCGAGAGGAGCUAAUCCCCAAAACAAUGCCAAAUCAUUUCCUUUGACAUCUGAAGGAUUCGUUGGUCAUGGAGGUGACAAGAAAAUGUUUAUAAGGGCUAUCAUUUUAAUAGUUUCAGUAACAACCAUGGGCUUUAUAACAAUUGAGAUGUUUGUAUUUUGGUAUAUUUAUCGGAGACGACAAAUUAAAGAGCAAGCAAGAAUCCCAUUUGGAAAGGACAUUCAGAUGAAUUGUCAUCACAGUUUUCUCAUCAGAGUAUCUUUUGAAGAGAUAAAAGAGCUGACUAGUAACUUUGCAAACCAACUUGGCCCCUCUGUUUACAAAGGUGUGUCUCCCAAUGAAAUCCCUGUUGCUGUGAAGGUAUUGAACAAUGUUGUUGCAACUGAGAAAGACUUCCGAGUUUUGGUUUCUACCUUGGGUGGAAUGUAUCAUCAGCACCUGGUGUCUCUGAAGGGCUUCUGUUUUGAAGGAGAACAGAAGUGUCUGCUAUAUGAAUAUGUCUCAAAUGGCUCUUUGGAUAAGUUUCUGUUUAACAUGGAGCAAAGAAAGUCUGAACUGAAUUGGCAACAGAGGCUUGAUAUUGCCCUUGGGGUUGCCCGAGCCCUUGCAUAUUUGCACACACAGUGUCAAACUUGUGUUGCUCAUGGGAACUUGAGGCUUGAAAGUGUCUUGCUUGAUGAAAAGUUUGUUCCAAAGGUUACAGAUUUUGGGCUUAGGACACUAGUCGGAAAGGAAGCAGCCUCUUCUUCAGAGUCUCCAGCAGAAAGAGAUAUUUUCAUGUUCGGAGAGCUGCUGCUGCAAAUUGUUACAUGUGAAAGAGACAUUCUUGGCAGUAAUAUGCAUUCACUUGUUUCCAUGAUUAAUGAAGAACAUAAAUUGGAGGAUAGCGUUGAAUCUGAAAAAUUAGAAAUAGCAAUAAAAAUAGCUCUUUGGUGUUUGCAAAACCAGCCAUUUUUACGGCCUUCCAUUGGUGAAGUGGUUAGGGUAUUGGAAGGUUCACUUUCAGUGGAUAGGCCCCCAUUAAAUUUUGCUUUUAAGCAGGGCCUGAUAAAUGAUUGACUGAUAUUGAAGUAGAUUCAUGGAAGAAAGCUGACUUGGAUUAGGAAGAAUGUAGUGUAGUCAAAGCUUAUUUUCAGCAGUGGGAAUUUCUGGGAGUUCAGUACAUAUUUGGUUUGUGUCGAUGAACCCCUCAAGUGUAUUACUAAUGUGAAAUGCUUCGACGCUCCCAAGUUCUAUAUUUUCACAUUAUAUGUAGAAUAUUGAGAUUAUCUGUUUCUGAUAUUUGGGACUUCGGAGGUUUUGGUUCCCAAGCAACUGCUAAAAUUGCAAGGAUGUUGUAUAUUAUUGACAUGUUUGCGAUAUAAACGAUACUGGUCUCUUCAUUGUUGUUCAUUCUCUCGCAUGGGAGGCAUUGCCUUUAUUAAGUCGUCCAAUAUGAAUACCAAAUGAUUUGAUAUUUGCUGAGAAUGGUUGUGAAUGCUAAG